Molecule: messenger RNA, 2736 nt
Organism: Nematocida homosporus
Lineage: Eukaryota; Fungi; Microsporidia
Exons: 1
Coding region: 1-2736 (911 amino acids)
Source: RefSeq, a predicted model, not a curated record
AUGAAAGCUGAUGAAAAAUUAGCUAAAAAUCUAACGAUGGGUUCAGAAUAUCAACGACUUAAUUUAUCUUAUAUUGAUGUUCUAAAGAAGGCAAAACCAGUGGAAACAAAAGGAACAGUUCAACGCAUAACUAAAAAGGCUGUGAGAGUAAGAUAUGGAGAGGACAACAAUGCAUUAUUUGAAUUUCUAGGCGAUCUACUAUUUAAAGCGACCGACACGGAAGUUCAAGAGGAGCUCGAUUCCUUGUUUACAGGGACCACAAUUUGCAAGAUCCAACUACCAGGCCAUGCUAAUGUUGACCAGAGUGUCCUCCUAGAUACCUUCAAUGAGGAGGAGUUUGAGCUUUUAAAAGACCUCCUUCGAUUCAGCCCCGACUCAGCUAACAACAAUCCCGCGAUGUUCCUUAGGAAAAGGCCUGCAAUGUCUAGGGGGAAUGCUUCCACGGCUGCAGAUGAGCUGGAGAUACAGCGAUUAGAACCUCUUAACUUCUAUUCCGACUCUGAAGAAGAAGAAGAAGGCAACCCUGUAGGUGAAUCUGCUGGUACUAGGUCAAUAGUUUCUAGCCGGCGGCGCACGCAUUCGAGGGCACCAACAAGAGUAGUGCGUUUUAACGUCCCCUCGGAGGCUGGUGGGUCAACUGUUGCUCCUAGCAGCCUUCGAUCCACAACUAAAUCUUCAUCUGCUUCAACGACUACUAGUGGCUCCCCCGAGAACUCAAGUAGUACUUCCCAAAGCAAAUCCUUUUGGAGUAGUGCUCGAACUACAGCAACUAACCUCACCCGUUCUAGCUUUAAUUCAUCAGUGAGGCGUGCCAAGAAAGCGAAGGAUGUAGUUAAGGGUGCAGCUCAUCAAAUCCGCGAGAAUGCGCAAUCCAAAUUAGACGAGAUAAAAACCGACGCUGCUGCCCACCUAGAGAACAAAGAGUUAUACCAGAACAUUCUGCGGCGACUUAGGGGGCGCAUUAAUACUGCUAAUCCCGCAGACAUCAUUAGAAGGGCCAAGAACUACAACGCCAUUCCAGAGAAGAGACAAAUCAAACUCCCCGAAUUUAAUACCAACGUUGAGAUUGAUUAUAUGAAAUUAGUCAAAGCUUGUGCUGAAGCAUUCCAAAUCACUACCCAAGCCGAGAAGGUUAUGUUGCAGUAUCUGAUUCAAAAGGGAAAGGCUGACUUUAAAGAUCAAAAGCACCAACCUCUACAUGAUAUCAGUGACGAUGAAAUUCAAUGUCUGGUGGCAGAGGAGGGGCUAAGUUUGAUUUUGAAGAAGAUCUAUAGAAUCUUUUGCAGUAAAGCAAAUCCCUCAGACAUAGUCGAUAGGCAGAAGGACUUGCAAUUGGAAUGGUGGGGAGAAAAGAAAAAGACCAUGGAGGAGGCAAAAGUGACUAAGCCACAUUUCGAAGAGUCAAACAUUGCUGCUUAUAUGGCUAUUCUUAAGGCUAUCGAUAAAAAUUGGGAUGCACUUGUCUCAAUCUCGUGCAUGAAUUCUAAGGCAGAUGCGGGUGUGUCUGAACAUAACCAGACUCGCCUUACUGACACCCAGUAUGCUAGUCCUGAACGUGCAAUGUCUAUUCUUCGUUACAUGUCUCGUCCUAUUGAUGAUAAUGAUAAUGAUAAUGAGGAGAACCUAGAGGAGUUGCAGAACACUAUCAAUCUUUUGAUUAUGGACAACGUUAAACAGGCAAGACACGAGAUAGAAGUAAUUCAAACAGUCCAGAAACUGAGAGGCGUUGAAAUAGACCUUGACAAAAUUGAUCUGAAGAUGAGUAAAUUCCAAAUCACCAAGAAACAAUUUGCCCCUAUCGAGCAAAUAAUGAAGGACCCGAGUGGCAAGCCUAUAACGAUAGAGUCCUUAGCUAAGCAGCAACUACAACAGGAGGCGCAGGCGGCCGAAUUACUUCGUAAGAAAGCAGAAGCAGCAGCAAAAGCGGCAGCAGAAAAAGCAGAAGCAGAAGCAGCAGCAAAAGCAGCAGCAAAAGCAGCAGCAAAAGCAGAAGCCAGACGACUUCAAGCGGCAGCGAAUACGGAAUAUAAUGUAACUCCUGAUCUACUAUCAAAGUCCCACCCCCCACCACAACAAACCCAAUCUAAAUUUAAUGGGGAUGUAACUAUACCAUUUCCGGCCUCGUCUAAUCCUAAAUCCAAUGGUAUCUUUGGCAUCCUAGAUCCGCAUAUGCACAAGAUCGGAUAUCUAGUCCUGUAUCUCUUUACUGGUAUUGUGUGGAUAUCAGCCGUUUACUAUUUUGCGAGGAUAACUAAUCAAGGAGUGCCUACGACGUGGUUGGAUUGGGUUAGUGCUGGUAUUUCGCUUCUUUUGAUCAUUGUAUCUGCCUACCUUGUUUGUGCAGUCCACCAGCAAAGCGACUCAAAAGCUUCUUCGAAAGCUUCUUCGAAAGCAGAGACUUGGAAGGCGAUUCUCGCGGCGCAGGCUUUGCCAUGUAUACUUCUGGCCGGAAUAACUUUUGUGGUGUUCUUGUAUUUAGACACGCAAAUGCACAUUAUUCGGCCGAUUUUAAUUGGAAUUUCCAUGCUGAUCUGUGCCUGGGUGACAUUUGAUAUGGCGUCUCAUCGGCCAAACUCUAUUUUUGGAACAAAAAACAAGCAAUCCAUGAUAUUGUUGGGGUAUCUUAUGCUGUUGGGGAUUGUUUUUAUCUCAGGCCUGAUUCUGACUUUUACUGCUUUGCCAACCACAGCACUUCAUCGCCAAUUCUCGGAAGCGUUUGGGUUAGGUUUGAGUUAA